Messenger RNA from Musa acuminata subsp. malaccensis (wild Malaysian banana), 1012 nucleotides. Its product is annotated as mediator of RNA polymerase II transcription subunit 6. The record is from RefSeq and is a predicted model, not a curated record. Gene Ontology annotation, biological process: regulation of transcription by RNA polymerase II. Gene Ontology annotation, cellular component: mediator complex; core mediator complex. NCBI's taxonomy places the organism in Eukaryota, Viridiplantae, Streptophyta, Magnoliopsida, Zingiberales, Musaceae. Gene Ontology annotation, molecular function: transcription coactivator activity.
AGUGCGGCCCAUUUAUUGGACCGAAUCGGCGAGUCCAUCGUGCGUGCUCCAAGUAGAGGCCGGCGAUGGCUACGACGCCGCUCCCUCCCGCCGGCCAGGUGGCCCUUCCGGCGGUCGGGAACCCCGGCGGAGGCGCCUCUGAGGGUAUGCCCCCGCCGCCGGGCACGGACAUGACCGGGAUCUGCUUCCGCGAUCAGCUGUGGCUCAACACCUACCCCCUCGACCGCAAUCUCAUCUUCGACUACUUCGCUCUGUCCCCCUUCUAUGACUGGUCCUGCAACAACGAGCAGCUCCGCGCCCGAUCCAUCCACCCACUCGAUAUCUCCCACCUCUCGAAGAUGACGGGGACGGAGUACGCGCUGAGCGAGGUGAUGGAGCCGAACCUGUUUGUUAUCAGGAAGCAGAAGCGAGACGGGCCGGAGAGGGUUAACCCCAUGCUCACGUACUACAUCCUCGACGGGUCCGUCUACCAGGCGCCGCAGCUCUCCAGUGUCUUUGCGGCGCGGAUCGGGAGGGCUCUGUAUCAUAUAUCAAAGGCUUUCAAUACUGCAGCCUCGAAGUUGGAGAAGAUUGGAUAUGCUGAUGCUGAAAAUGAAGAAUCUAGCGCUGAAUUGAAAAGUGCGAAGGAGACAAUUGAUCUCAAGGAACUAAAACGAGUUGAUCAUAUUCUUGCCUCCUUGCAACGCAAGCUGCCCCCAGCUCCUCCACCACCACCAUUUCCGGAGGGUUAUGCUCCAUCAGCCUCAGACGCAGAGAAAGGACCAGACAGCCAACAAGCCUCGGAGCAGCAACCAUCUGUAGACCCUAUAAUUGAUCAAGGCCCAGCCAAAAGGAUGAAGUUCCAAUGAUAAUUAAGCAGCAGAUUCAAUCGAAGUGCUUCUGCUUCAAGCAUCAAUCAAUAUUGUCUCUGGAUUAAAUACAAUAUUGCAAAAUAUUCUAAUUCCAAACCAACAUUUGCAGAAGUUGUAUGAUAUUCUCAUGGUUCAGUUAAAUCCAUUGUUAGUUAAUUCGA